Molecule: messenger RNA, 1770 nt
Organism: Cololabis saira (Pacific saury)
Lineage: Eukaryota; Metazoa; Chordata; Actinopteri; Beloniformes; Belonidae
Gene: nme7
Product: NME/NM23 family member 7
Exons: 12
Coding region: 103-1227 (374 amino acids)
Biological process (GO): CTP biosynthetic process; UTP biosynthetic process; GTP biosynthetic process
Cellular component (GO): centrosome
Molecular function (GO): ATP binding; nucleoside diphosphate kinase activity
Source: RefSeq, a predicted model, not a curated record
GGUCUCCCGACCUCCGUGAACGCACCUCGGCACGACCGUUACCAUAGAAACUGAGUGAAGAGACUCGGGGAAGCUAACGUGUGUUUACUUACAUGUGUUAAGAUGGACGAUCGCUUCGUGUUUCUGGUGGAGUGGUUUGACCCCUUUGCAGACCUGCUGCGGCGCUACCAGCUGUUCUUCUACCCCAAUGACAGCUCAGUGGAAAUGUUUGAUGUGAAGAACCGAAAGAGAUUUUUAGCAAGGACCAAGUGUGACGGCAUCAGUCGAGAGGACUUGUUCGUGGGGAAUCGAGUGACUGUCCUCUCAAGGCAGCUGAAUGUAAUAGCUUAUGGAGAUCAGUACACAGCAAACACGCUGGGCAGCAAAAAGGAAAGAACUCUUGCUUUGAUAAAGCCAGAUGCGGUUACCAAGAUCGGAGAUGUCAUGGAAUUGAUAUACUCUUCCAACUUGAUGGUGACAAAAGCCAAGAUGACAAAGCUUACAUGGAGCCAAGCAGCAGACUUUUAUGUGGAACAUCAGUCAAAGCCUUUCUUCAAUGAGAUGAUGCAGUUUAUGUCUUCGGCUCCAGUGGUUGCCAUGGAAGUAAUAGGUGAUGAGGCCACGUCAGUGUGGAGGAGGCUGGUGGGACCUGCAGACCCUCCCGUGGCGCAGCGGGAGGCACCGCAGAGUCUCCGUGCCCAGUUUGGAACAGAUGGCAUCAAAAACGUUGUGCAUGGCUCUGACACACUUGCUGCAGCAGCCAGAGAGCUUGAAUUCUUUUUUCCGUCCACGAUUGGUCACGGACCCUCUAACACAGCCCUCUACACAGACAGCACAUGUUGCAUCAUCAAACCUCAUGCCAUAUCAGAAGGCCUGACUGGGAAGAUCCUCAACUCCAUAAAUGCAGCUGGAUUUGACAUUUCAGCUCUUCAGAUGUUCAAUGUGGGCCAAGCAAACGCAGAAGAAUUCUAUGAGGUUUAUAAAGAAGUUGUUACAGAGUAUUUUAGCAUGGUGACGGAGCUGUGCUCGGGGCCUUGCAUGGCCCUAGAGAUCCAUCAAAAAGACACACCCAAGACCUUCAGGGAAUUCUGUGGGCCUGCAGAUCCAGAACUGGCCCGGCUCCUCCAGCCAAACACACUGCGUGCCCUUUAUGGUAAAGACAAAGUGAGGAACGCGGUCCACUGCACAGACCUGGCUGAAGACGGAGUUCUGGAGGUGCAGUACUUCUUCAAGAUUUUGGAUGGAUGAAAGGAAGGAAACGGGACAUAUUUUCUCAUGUUUCUGUUUAUUGUUUCAGCCUUAUGCAGAUUAAAUAAAGUGACAGAGCAGACUCCUGACAUGUGUUUGAUCUUCAACAUUGAAUUAAGUAUUUUCACACCAGCUAAACAUCUUAUUACACGGGAUACUGCAUUGCCUCUGAUAUUUGUUAACUUUUUUUGACCUGCGACUUUGGUUUUGGAUUCAUACAUAACACUUUGAAAAAAAAAAAAAAAUGUACAACUGCAUAAAUAUAAAACUCUUCCACCAUGAAAAUGGCUAAAACAUUCAAUAUAGUAACUUGCGUCACGUGAUGUGACGUCUCCAGCAAAACAGAUUUCAAAGCACUGAGUUGCCACUGUUUCCGUGGAGGUGACAGUCUUCUAGGCUGGACCCACAAAGCUCUAAACUACCAAUUAAGAAUGAACAGAUGUAACAAACUGAAAUGUCAAACCUUAUCGAACAGCUACGAUGAACAAAGUGUGUACAAAUGUGUCCUUCCACAGCCCACUUGAAUAGAGAAAUAAAAGGAAA